CCAUCACCCAUCCCUGUGGCACACCCUCGCCAACUCAUGCCCACGCCAACAUGCCAGGCAUCGGCGACGCCUCUCCACACACACCCGAAUCACUCGCUUCCUGGAUAAGGACAUUCCCCUUGGACCCUCUCAAGUACGAUUCCAAAACGAAAAGCAAGAAGAGCACACGAAAGCCCACCUCCAAAACCUACAAAAUAUGGGCAGACCUUGACGAGAAAGGUAUCAGAGUCAUCUAUGACCAAACCCUGAACGACCCUGAACGGAAGAAUCUCUGCAUCUCUCACAUCUCAGGAGCUGUUGCUGAGGAAGGGAGUCACUUCUGACAUGGAAGAAGCUUUCAGAGUGGGACGGCGUGAAGCUCGAAGCGCAACUGUUGAUUCUGAGGAUGAGCUAUGUGAUGUCAUGUCGACAAACUUCUUCAAACGCUGUACCGAAGCCAUCAAUGCCGGGCUUCCCAGUCGCCUCCAUGGCAGGUGGAAGAAGUGCUUGGGCGGGGGGAGCGGCCGCUCUGAUUGGGUCUUCCUGCGCAACGAUAUCGCCAUUGCUAUCGUCGAGGUCAAGCUGUACACCGUUCUAACGACAGCUGGCGAAGGUGCGGUGUCUCAGGCCGAUGACCGUGACCACCCGCCGUUUAGAAUGAUACUUCGUUCGAGGCCGCAAGGUGAUACAGCUGGGACCGGAGGGGCCCAAAGCGACACAAGUCACAGCGACCAGUCCCAGGCCAAUCAGAAGGAGGAUUCGGACAGUGAUUACGUGCCUGGCGACGAGGACAAGCCAGAUGAGGAAAUCUCUCUGCAUCUGUCGCUGAAGUUGGAGCGACUGUUGACGGAGUGCAAGCAGGAGGGGGGCUUGAAGCUCAUUUUGGCCAAGAGGAAAGAUAAAGAUGGUAAAGACCAGCCCGCCUUGCGCGUUGUGGACGAAGACGGGACUAUCGUGCCGAAAAUGACGCACUGGGCCAUGGGAUUGUCCCAGCUCUGGGAACAAUUUUACUGCUACAAUCUCGACCUCGUCAUACUCACCUCCUACGAAGUCUGGAUUCCUUUCGAGCGCGAUCCCAAAAUCGAGAACCUGCUUCGUAUGGGUGAGCCAAUCUUCAGGACGGCGCCCGGAACUGCGCCCGAGCCUGGCAAGAUGUCGCCCAUGGAGCUUGCGGUGGCUUCCGUGAUUAAUAAGGGGGAACGCGCACCCCCACUCGGCUAUACAUUACCACCUCUACCUGUCUGGCCUUUGUCCGAAGCGGGGAAUGACUCAACGCAGAAUGACCAGAACGAGAGCGGGGCAGGGGCAUCGGGAUCGAGGGGCACGAGCAGUGUUCCUGCAAAGCGUGGAUACGACGAAGUUGAAGGCACUGGCGGCGCUGGAAGUGACAAUGCUAUUGCUGGAGACGCAAACAUUCCGAAGAUCGUCAGUGCCAUUUCACGUUUGAUUUUCCUCACGGCUGAUUUAUAUCCUUUUAGCAACUUGUUCCCGUCACUCUGCAGGUUUCUGUGUCCAACAAUCGCUCCCCUGACGCUCUUCACGUCUUUGGGCAAGGCAACUUGAAUGAUGGCUAUAUCACCGGUCGCCUCUCCCCCUCCGUCAUUGCAACCUUGGCCGACGACGACAGCAUCCACUCGGGACUGCCUACUGCCGAGCUUAAAGCUGACCUCGCCCUCGUCAGCUAUAUCAGCUCUGGGCGCCUGUGGGACGCCUACCACUCCGUCCUUACCGUCGAAGGCCGUGUGAGCAAGAACCUCGUCACCAAGGUCAUGUGCCCUGAUACUUAUGAUGAUGGAGAUGAGUAUUACAAGGAGCUGUUCGAAGACUCCAAAGAGGCAGUGGCUGCAUAUCGUCUCGAGGCGGCGCUGUACAGUGGCCCUCUCGCAAGCCUACAAGGAGGGGCUGUCCCCGCAGUGUAUGGCUCGUUCAGUGGUGCAAUAUGUCUCGGGCUUGUCUCUGGGGGCUACCCAAUGCACAUCGAAUUGAUGGAGGAUGUCGGGGGGCCAGCUGCCGGAGAGGGUGAGCUGCGGGAUCUGCCUUUGCAGGAUAGGCGGGCUAUCCGAGACCUCUACCAUCAACUUCAUGCGGCGCGCGUUCUUCACCGUGACAUAGAGCCACGCCACAUUCGCCGACGCGCCGACGGCCGCUUCGCUCUUAUCGACUUUGACUCCUCUCGCUCGGUGGAGGACGGUCUCGAGGGCGACCGAGCGCUCGCGUCUGAGGGGCGCCGGGUAGCGGCUAUGCUUGGGUUGAAAGAUCGUGCUGCGGGAAAGACGAAAUCUCCUGCCGGAGGUCGACUCAAGCGGGCAGAGAUGGUAUUCGACCCUUGGGCGGUUGGUCGGGGUGUUCAGGUUGCGUGAAUGGCGGCCUACGAGAUUGUUGUAACAUAUCGAAUUUCCUUACGACCACAUGCACUGUACAUACAUAACGAACCGCUCGUGGCCUCUGAUACAUUUAUAUCUCCCCAGCGGCUUGCCAUACUGACCUCUUCUCUUCC
Cryptococcus amylolentus CBS 6039 is the source of this 2476-nucleotide messenger RNA. RefSeq lists its product as hypothetical. The record is from RefSeq and is a predicted model, not a curated record. The transcript has 3 exons. NCBI's taxonomy places the organism in Eukaryota, Fungi, Basidiomycota, Tremellomycetes, Tremellales, Cryptococcaceae. The coding region runs from base 325 to 1542 and encodes 405 amino acids.